AAAAAAAAGGGGGAAGAGGUGGACGGAAUAAAAUGGAAAGGAAAUCUAAUUCCCUUUUAUUUUUCUCCCUUCUCUUUUCGGACUUCCUUCUUCUCUUUUUGGUUUUUCCUCUCCUCUUCCAUUCUAAAUCCAAAACCCGUGAAGCCUUCAACCUCCUAUUCCCUCUACAACCCUCGAAUCAAAAAUUUCUGCUGGCUAUUCCUUCUUUCUUGUCGGUGAUGGAUUACUUGAUGGGUGUUCUUCCUACAACUUUUCUGGUAAGAAAUUAGCCAUGUUUCUCAUCUUUUGAUCUUAGAUUUGAAGUGGGUUAGUUCUAAUCAUUUAGGGUUUUCAAUUUUGGGAGUGUUUCUGUAGUUUUUCGCUUGAUUUUGCUCAUAAUCUAGCAUCAUUAGAUCUGAACCCUUUUUUUGCUACAAGUUCGGACUGCAAGAACCUCCUGUAGUAAUUUGCCCAUAACUUCUUCUAUAGUUAUUGGAUUAAGUCCAUUUUAACUCUAUAGAAAGGUAAGAGAUAGCCCUACAACUUUUAUGUUGGACGUUUAACCCAAUUGAGUUGUUUUCAUGGUGAAAAUGCUGCUGCAAUUUCGGUCCUUGCAAGCGGACUGCACUGCAGCCCGACCUUCUGUUAGUAUUUUGAUUAUCACUCUCUCUAUAGAUAUCGGAUUAAGGUAAUUCUUGAGGCUAUAGAACGCUAAGACAUAGGGCUACAAUUUAUUUUUUGACCACUCAACCCAGAUCAGUCAAUUUCUGGGUGUGAAUUCUGUUGAAAAUUUCAGCAUGAAAUUUGACCAAAACUUGCCAGAAAUUUACUGUGUUUUCUGUUUCAUUUCCACUCUAUCUACUGUCAUAUUGCAUCAUGAUUUUCUAGAUGUUUAGCUGCAAUUUUGAUGCUCUAAAACCCUUUGUUAUUGCUUUACCUUGGCUGCCCUUUUUGCUACUUAAAUGCUGUCAAUUUUUGCCUAGUUCUAAAUUGUGUUCUACCCUGUUUUGUUGCUG
Messenger RNA from Rubroshorea leprosula, 995 nucleotides. Lineage: Eukaryota; Viridiplantae; Streptophyta; Magnoliopsida; Malvales; Dipterocarpaceae. The record is from the annotation of a GenBank genome assembly.